Entelurus aequoreus (snake pipefish) is the source of this 2472-nucleotide messenger RNA. RefSeq names its product gastrula zinc finger protein XlCGF57.1-like. Lineage: Eukaryota; Metazoa; Chordata; Actinopteri; Syngnathiformes; Syngnathidae. The coding region runs from base 297 to 1862 and encodes 521 amino acids. The record is from RefSeq and is a predicted model, not a curated record. Gene Ontology annotation, cellular component: nucleus. Gene Ontology annotation, biological process: regulation of transcription by RNA polymerase II. The transcript is spliced from 3 exons. Gene Ontology annotation, molecular function: DNA-binding transcription factor activity, RNA polymerase II-specific; RNA polymerase II cis-regulatory region sequence-specific DNA binding.
CGGGCAGGUCUUACAUUGUAUUGUGCUAGCAAUCGUCUCUUGAAAGGCAACAGAGCGGUGUGGUCUUUAAGUCUGCGUUUAUUCCUUUAUUUUUAUGUUUGUACGUAUUUGUCUAUGGCGUGACAAACUAAAAUGUAUUCAUUAUUUGUGUCAGGAUGAACGUGACUCGACUCAGUGAACAUUGAAGCUUCUGAGGCUAAUCUAGCCUGCUAGUUAGCUUAGCUUGCUAGCGGCUAACAAAGAGAGUCAGAUGUCAUCAACACGUCGCUAAGCAGACACAAUUCCAUUAAUCACAAAUGUCUCAAGGGGCUGCACAAACCACAACGACAUCCUCGGCUCUGAUCCCACAUCAGGGCAAGGAAAAAAACGAAUUUACUGGGCGGUUUUCAAGAAGCAUCAAGUUGUUACACAGAACAGACGUCCGUAAAGAACAAUUUCUCCCUAAGCAGCAGGAGUGGACCACCAGGAUGGAGCAGGAGAAACCACAGCUCCUCCAUAUUAAAAAAGAAGAGGAGGAGCCACAUUCCCCCCACGUUAAAGAGGAAGAUGAAGAGCUACAUAUCCGCCUCUUUAAAGAAGACGAGGAGCUACACACCCCACACUUUAAAGAGGAAGAGGAGGAACACAGCAUCAGUCAGUAUGGAGAGCAUCAUGAAGGACUGGAGGAGGCCGAUGUCCCCAAUAUGCCGUUGAUUUGUGUCAUUCUGAAGAGUGAAGAUUAUGAUAUCAAAAGUGAAAGUGAGGAGAGGACAGAGGUGGAGCCUCCAAGCAGCAGCAGCUCAGCUCAACACAUAACAGAAGCUGAUGGAGACCACUGUGGAGGGUCACCAGCAGACAAGCUCUUAGCGCCACUAUCAGAUCCUGACACUGAUGAUGAAGACUCUGAAGCUGAUACAACAUGUCACACUGACAACGCACUCUUUGAAUGUUCUCACUGUGGCAAAACUUUUAAUCACAGUUGUAAUCUUAAAAGACACAUGAGAAUGCACGCAGGUGAAAAACCUUUUUCCUGUUCAAGCUGCGGUAAACAUUUUACACAAAAUCAUCAUUUGAAAACACACAUGAGAACACACACUGGUGAAAAACCUUUUUCUUGUUCAAUCUGUGCCAAACGUUUUACACAAAAUCAUAGUUUGAAAAGACACAUGCUAAUACAUGCGGGUGAAAAACCUUUUUCCUGUUCAAGCUGUGGUCAAUGUUUUACACAAAAUCAGGAUUUGAAAGGACACAUGAGAACACACACUGGUGAAAAACCUUUUUCCUGUUCAAUCUGUGCUAAAGUUUUUACACUAAAUCAUCAUCUGAAAGGACACAUGAGAAUACACACUGGUGAAAAACCUUUUUCCUGUUCAAUCUGUGGUAAAGGUUUUACACACAAUUGUAUUUUGAAAUCCCACAUGACAACACACACUGGUGAAAAACCAUUUAUCUGUUCAAUCUGUAGUAAAGGAUUUACACAAAGAACUCAUUUGAAAACACACAUGACAACGCAUACUGGUGUAAAGCCGCUUACCUGUUCAAUUUGUGCUAAAGGUUUUACACAAAAUAGGGAUUUGAAAGCACACAUGAGAGCCCACAACGGUGAAAAACCUUUUUCCUGUUCAAUCUGUUCUAAAGGUUUUACCCAAAAUACUCAUUUGAAAACACACAUGACAACACACACUGGUGAAAAACCGUUUAUCUGUUCAAUUUGUAGUAGAGGUUUUGUACGAAAUAGUGUUAUGAAAAAACACAUGGCCACACACACGGCAGAAAAACGUUUUAUGUGUUCAAUAUGUGGAAAAGGUUUUACACAAAGCAAGGAUUUGAAAGAACACAUGACAAUACACACUGGUGAAAAACCCUUGUCCUGUUCAAUCUAAAUGUUUUGUACGGAAAGACAAAUUAAAUGUACACAUGAGAACACACGCUGAUGGGGAAGUGCGAGUUGCAGUAUGAGUGAUGACAAAUUCUCUUAAAGGUACCAUGUGAGAAACACAAGUGAGAAAACAUCAACAGCAAAUGAAGCUGCAGGAUUGUAAAUAAACUGUCAAAACUUUGUUGACGUUGGCUUUUUAACAUCGCCACAUAACAAUAAUUUAUAAAAUCAAACUUAAAUUAUAUAUUUUAUUGUUCAGAAAAGCCCAGAUCUCACAUCCCCCAUCAAUCACAUACACACAAACAGAUGAAUUCAUGGAUGGAGUACAGAGGAGCCAGGUGAAAAAACACUAUCAUGAGCCGUCUGUGCCAGGAGGUCAUCAGACCACGGUCACUAGGACUGCUUAAUAACAUCACCACAUAUUGCAUGUGUGACAUCAAUAUUGUGAGUGUAACACAAUCUUGUAAAUAUGUGUCUCCCGUAUAUAGAUUAGAUACUUAAUAUUUGUGCUUUAUAAAUGUAUAAAUUGUAUGCAUUAAUAAACAACAUUGUGUACAUUUAUUUAAAGGGACAUUUUCUUUGAUUAAAAUGUCUACACUGACUGAAGCAUCAUC